Symbiodinium pilosum is the source of this 477-nucleotide messenger RNA. NCBI's taxonomy places the organism in Eukaryota, Dinophyceae, Suessiales, Symbiodiniaceae. The record is from the annotation of a GenBank genome assembly.
GACAUGACAACGGAACACCGGGAUGUCCUGUCUGCCUUCCUAGACUCCGGGUCGUCAGGCAAUCAACCUUCUAGCAACCAUGUCGUCGGCAUGUUGAAGCAAAUGAAGGAGGAAGUGGCUGGUGAUCUGCGCGAGCUGGCAAACAUGGAAAAACAGCGCAUGGAUGCGAUGGGUUCAGCACAGUUGCACUUCGCAAGGAUGCUGCGGCUUGGAGAGUUGAAAGUUGAAGCGCAGAUGGUGAAAGAUGACAUCAAGGACAAAAUGGACACUCAGACGGCCAGCGCCCAUGCAACAAUAACAGUUGAGGCCUGGAAUGAUUACAAAGCGUCGCAAGCCGAGGAGAUCCAGGCUUUAUCCGAAACAGUCGAGUUUUUGCAAAAAAAUGAUGUGCAAAACACCAUACGUGGAGCUCUGAAAAGCUCGUCCUUGGUGCAGCGCAGGCCCUUCUCCCAGCACACGUCAAGAUAUGAUUCGUGA